Molecule: messenger RNA, 670 nt
Organism: Mauremys reevesii (Reeves's turtle)
Lineage: Eukaryota; Metazoa; Chordata; Testudines; Geoemydidae
Product: fatty acid-binding protein, adipocyte-like
Exons: 4
Coding region: 87-485 (132 amino acids)
Biological process (GO): fatty acid transport
Cellular component (GO): cytosol; nucleus
Molecular function (GO): fatty acid binding
Source: RefSeq, a predicted model, not a curated record
UUUUGUAGAAUUCAUACUAUCUUCCUGUCUGAUAGUGAGAACUGUUGCCUGAUUCCUGCAGAAGCCUGCUUAACAAGAUUUACAUAAUGUGUGAUCUAUUUAUGGGCACCUGGAAACUCAUUUCCAGUGAAAACUUUGAGGACUAUAUGAGAGAACUGGGUGUGGGCUUUGCUACUAGGAAAAUGGCUGGUGUGGCCAAGCCCAAUGUAAUCAUAAGCACCAAUGGAGAUGUGAUAACCAUCAGAACAGAGAGUACCUUCAAAAAUACAGAGAUCUCUUUCAAGCUGGGUCAGGAGUUUGAAGAGACCACAGCAGAUGACAGGAAAGUUAAGAGCAUCAUAACACUAGACAAUGGCUCACUGAUUCAGGUGCAGAAAUGGGAUGGAAAAGAGACCACAUUAAUAAGAAAAUUGGUGGAUGGGAAGCUGGUAGUGGAAUGUACCAUGAACAAUGUUACCUGCACGAGGGUCUAUGAGACUGCAUGAAGAAACCCUAUCUCCACAAUGGACUGGGGAUCUAAGUUGUGGAGAAUCAGCUCAGUUCCAGGAGUGAAGCUCCACAAGUCUGCUUUGUGACAGAACCAGACUGUUUACAGACUUUAUGCCAAAGCAGUGUUAUAGCCAAUCUGAAAUCUCAUGGUUAUUCAAUAAAAUGUUCAACUGUCUAGAAA